GUGAGGAGUUUUACGAGGCCUCUCCCUACGAGCCGGUCACCUCCCGCCUCUCCGACAUUUUCAGGCUUGCGUCCAUCUUCUCAGGGACAGGGGCAGACCCGGCGGUCAGCGCCAAGAGCAACCAGUGCCUGGACGCGGCCAAGGCCUGCAACCUGAACGACAACUGCAAGAAGCUGCGCUCCUCCUACAUCUCCAUCUGCAACCGGGAGAUCUCGCCCACGGAGCGCUGCAGCCGGCGCAAGUGCCACAAGGCCCUGCGCCAGUUCUUCGACCGCGUGCCCAGCGAGUACACCUACCGCAUGCUCUUCUGCUCCUGCCAAGACCAGGCGUGCGCCGAGCGCCGCCGCCAGACCAUCCUGCCCAGCUGCUCCUACGAGGACAAGGAGAAGCCCAACUGCCUGGACCUGCGCGCCCUGUGCCGCACUGACCACCUGUGCCGGUCCCGGCUGGCCGACUUCCACGCCAACUGUCGAGCCUCCUACCGGACUGUCACCAGCUGCCCCGGGGACAAUUACCAAGCGUGUCUGGGCUCCUACGCGGGCAUGAUCGGCUUCGACAUGACCCCCAACUACGUGGACUCCAGCCCCACCGGCAUCGUGGUGUCCCCCUGGUGCAGCUGUCGUGGCAGCGGGAACAUGGAGGAGGAGUGCGAGAGGUUCCUGAGGGACUUCACCGAGAACCCGUGCCUCCGGAACGCCAUCCAGGCCUUCGGCAACGGCACAGACGUGAACAUGUCCCUGAAGGGCCCCUCGUUCCUGGCCACGCAGGCCCCUCGGGUCGAGAAGACGCCUUCCCUGCCGGAUGACCUGAGUGACAGCACCGGCCUGGGGACGAGUGUCGUCACCACCUGCACUUCUGUCCAGGAGCAGGGGCUGAAGGCCAACAGCUCCAAAGAGUUGAGCAUGUGCUUCACGGAGCUGACGACAGACAUCAUCCCAGGAAGCAACAAGGUGACCAAACCCAACUCAGGCCCCCGCCGAGCCAGGCCAGCGGCUGCCUUGACGGCGCUCCCCCUCCUCCUGCUCACCUGGGCCUUGUAGGCCCCCCACCCCGGGGAACUGUGUUCGCAAGGCUCCUGGAAGCGCCACCGCCAAGGACUCCCGCCUGACACAGCAGACACACACAGACACACACGAGACAACCACACACACCUUGCAAAAAAACAAAUCAAGACAAAAGCGAGUCUUCUCCCACCUUGUCUCUGAGCCUGUCUCCUCCCAGGUUUCUUCUCUGGAGACGUUUUUCUAAGCCAGACAGACAAGCAGGUGGGCAGCCUCCAUCCUCAGCUGGAGUUUUCUUCUUUGGACCCUUUUGAAGCAAGAGACCAAGACCCUGCUGCCAAGGGGGCGUGUGACUGUGCCUGCUGCAGGCUGAGGCAGGGCAGCCCCUGCUGGACACCUGCCGGGGGCUGGCGGGGGCAGCGGGCACCGGGAACCUGUGGGCGCCGUCUGCCCCUGCUCUUAGCUGCGGGAGUAUUGACUGCUUCUGUGCCCUCAGCGGGCCGGUGGGUCGGUGUCUGGCAUGGGGAGUACCCCUGCAGAAGGGGUGAUGUACCCUGAGCUCCCAGGGAGGCACGGAUGGCGGAGAGCCCAGCCCAGCGCAGCCCGCCUGGGGCACCCGCUCCAGGGUGGAGGUGGGGCGCUUCUGCCUCCUUGGUGGCAAAGAGUUUCAGGGUCAGAGAGAAACGAGGCUUUGUUGGCGCCGGGUGGGGGGGCAUAUCCCUCAGUGGAGAGGGGCAGCAGGAACCGGCGGGUGGGCGUGCGUCUCUCGGGCUGUUGUCUGCACGCCCCUCUCGUGCCCGUGCCCCCCUCCAUCUCUGAGACCUAAGUCAGCUGUACAUACGGUCUUUCCAAACGUGUGUAUAUGCACAUCACAUCUGUGUGUCCUGUGGUUCCCCGUUCUUUCCUUUUUUUAAGAAAUGGAACUAUCGAAAUAAUAGCCCUUCCACUCCUCCCCCCCCCCAGAUGAGCGAAAAUGUAUUAUUGUAAAGUUUAUUUUUUUUAAUAACGUUGUCUACAAUGGGAACAGACGGCUCCCGGCCCCACCCCUCCCUCUGUGCGCCUGGCUGCUGUCAGCCCGGCCGGGGCUGGGGCUGGGGCCCCUGGUCCGCAUUCAUGCUUAAUUAAGCAAAAGGCUCCAAUAAAUGUCCUGGAAAGCAA
This is a messenger RNA of Oryctolagus cuniculus (rabbit), 2159 nucleotides long. The record is from RefSeq and is a predicted model, not a curated record. NCBI's taxonomy places the organism in Eukaryota, Metazoa, Chordata, Mammalia, Lagomorpha, Leporidae.